UCCUGAGAUCCUCCGAGUUGCUUCAGAUCAGCGGAGUGCACCCUGAUAAACGCGUGGAGCUAGAUUUUUCUCUAGCUCUGUCCGUAACUCAUUGUUAUCUUUACAACCUGACGCCGCGGAAAGCUCGUUCUACGCUCCAGUAGUUCGGUUAUUUACUACUCCACUCAUAAUUUUAAUCAUUUAUCGCUGUAUAAAGGGUGUUAUGAGGUCUCUUCGUGGUUAUCUAUCCUCUACGUACGACAGCCGAGUUAGUCGUUCACGUAAUCACCUCCACUUCUCGGUCAGAGACAGUUGCGCGUGGUCUCUUCCGGAUAACAGUCACUCAAUUUCAAUCUCCCUUGAACUUGGUGUACAGAGUCCUUGAAGUGUUCAAGAUUUCAAAUUUUCUUUCCCCAUAUCCUAUCAAGCAACGACCUCGCUCGCUGUCACAUUCCCGAAGUGCCAGAAGAUUUUUACGGAGUGUUUUAACCUCUUUUAACGUUUUCGCGCAGACGACUCGUUAAUAAUGACGGACAAGGAAGUGCUGCAAAAACCGGUCACGCACUGUAUAUUUGACAUGGAUGGCUUAUUGUUAGAUACAGAGACACUCUACACUGAAGUAUUCAGUAGAAUUGUAAGUCCUUAUGGAAUGAAGUAUACGUGGGAACACAAGGCACGUAUAAUGGGUUUCAGGACUCCAGAAGUUGCUGAAGGGAUAAUCAAAAUGCUUAACCUACCAAUGACACCUGCAGAGUUUGAAGCACAGGCAAAAGUUUUGUAUGCUGAACUUUUCCCACGCACACAAAUGAUGCCUGGUGCAGAAAGAUUACUUCGCCAUCUCAAAACCCACAAUGUGCCAAUAGCUUUGGCUACAAGUUCGAGUGCGGAAAGUUACAACCUGAAGACUAAGAAUUAUCAGCACAUUUUUGACCUAUUCGAUCAUCAAGUUUUAGGUGGUUCGGAUCCUGAAGUAAGAAGAGGAAAACCAUGCCCUGACAUUUUCAUAGUUGCAGCAGCAAGAUUUCCUGAUCAACCGGAUCCCUCGAAGUGUCUCGUCUUUGAAGAUGCCCCUAAUGGAGUUCAAGCAGCUUGUGCAGCAGGUAUGCGAUCCGUAAUGGUGCCAGACCCCAAUCUGCCAAAAAGUUCACAGGGUGACGCAACGAUUGUUUUCAACAGCCUAAAUGACUUCAAACCAGAACUGUUUGGUUUACCACCAUUCGAAGACUAGUUCAUCUGUAGAUAAUAAUACUAAAAAAAUCAACUAGCAAAUUUGUUUUACUUUAUCCAAACGAUCACCCAAACUGUGUACCUAGCAGGCACAAUACUUACGUACUACAUACGUAUAUGUAUAUUAUUUUCGGUACACACUUAAACUGUGGAGAAUGUUCUACAUGAUUACCAAUGGUUUACUCUCAUGGUAUAAUUCAAACUUACAAACAUGUAAGACGGUUACAUGUCUCCUAAUAAAAUGCUAUAUUUUAUGUCUAGUUAA
This is a messenger RNA of Athalia rosae (coleseed sawfly), 1471 nucleotides long. Its product is annotated as pseudouridine-5'-phosphatase. The record is from RefSeq and is a predicted model, not a curated record. Gene Ontology annotation, molecular function: phosphatase activity. The transcript has 4 exons. The coding region runs from base 506 to 1207 and encodes 233 amino acids. NCBI's taxonomy places the organism in Eukaryota, Metazoa, Arthropoda, Insecta, Hymenoptera, Athaliidae.